GCUGACGUCAUCGCAGACACGUUCCCUGACGUUUCCUGACGUUCCUGUGUCGUCGUCCUCUGACGGUAUGUGGAAAGUAAAAAUGUCGGAGGAGGUCGGAAAGGCGCUGCAGUCCGUGGUGGAGCGGGUCAACCAGGCGGCCUCACGCCGACCCAAGACUCUCCCCGCCGUGCCUCCUCGCCUCGUCGCCGUCAGUAAGACCAAACCUCCUGACAUGGUGGUGGAGGCGUACCGACAGGGUCAGAGGAACUUUGGAGAAAACUACGUGAAUGAGCUGGUGGAUAAGGCCUCAGACCCUCUGAUCAUAUCGUCCUGUCCGGACAUAAAGUGGCACUUCAUCGGUCACCUACAGAAGAGCAACGUCAACAAACUCCUGGGUGUGCCAAACCUGUACCUGGUGGAGACGGUGGACUCGGCCAAGCUGGCCGAUAAGGUGAACGGCUCCUGGCAGCGUCUGCGAGGGUCCAGCAUGCAGAGGUUAAAGGUCAUGGUUCAGAUCAACACCAGCGGAGAACAGAGUAAACACGGCCUUCCUCCGGACCAGACGGUGGACACGGUGAAGCACAUUGUGUCGCAGUGCCCCGCCCUGGACUUCUCAGGACUCAUGACCAUCGGACGCUACGGCUAUGACCUCAGCCUGGGCCCCAACCCGGACUUCCAGAUGUUGAUCAGUCGGAGACAGGAAGUGUGCGACAGUCUAAAGCUUCCCCUGGAGGACGUGGAGCUCAGUAUGGGCAUGUCUACGGACUUUGAACACGCGAUCGAGGUCGGCGCCACCAACGUCCGCGUGGGCAGCAUCAUCUUCGGGAACAGAGAGUACCCCAACAGCGCGGCGAACACUCCGAACCCGAGUCCCGGUCCGAGUCCGGCCCCCAGCCCGGAGAAAACCUCCAAGAUGGUGUCCGAGGAGGCAGCCAAGAAGAUGCAGCAUCUGAGCGUGUCGGGACACUAGGAGGGAGGAGGAGCUCGCCGUCUGCGUCUGAAGUUCAAAACUGUUCUGGAGCGGGGAGGCGGGUCGUCUCCACGCCGUGGGUGGAGCUCAGAUCACGGCCUCAUUUAGCGUGUGUUUGAUUAAUCCUCGUCACUGUUCGCCGCCCGCUCUCUAGAGCACCACGGAGCGGCGGCGGCGCAGGAGUAGUCUGAUGUUUAAUGUGUCACUAACCCGUAGGAAUCUACCGCCAGGUCAGAGCAGACGAGGCGGGAAGUGUCUGACAUGUUAGCGAGGAUUCGUUUGAUGUUUUCUACCUUUGACCCGACAUGUGACCGUGCAGAAACGUGACGUCUAACACAACAAUGUGGCGCUCUUCUUGUACAGACUCCGCCUUGAUUGAAUAAACCAUUGAUCCCUUUA
Cheilinus undulatus (humphead wrasse) is the source of this 1351-nucleotide messenger RNA. RefSeq names its product pyridoxal phosphate binding protein. NCBI's taxonomy places the organism in Eukaryota, Metazoa, Chordata, Actinopteri, Labriformes, Labridae. The transcript is spliced from 8 exons. Gene Ontology annotation, cellular component: intracellular anatomical structure. Bases 68 to 952 code for a protein of 294 amino acids. The record is from RefSeq and is a predicted model, not a curated record. Gene Ontology annotation, molecular function: pyridoxal phosphate binding.